CGCAGUUAGAUAAUCUGUAUUCAUGAAAUGAAGAAGCGAUUAAUUUUCAUUCUGUGUGUCAUCGUGAGCACUAAUGCAUAUCAUCAUUAUAAUGAUGCUCGAAGGAUGCCUAUGGAAGACGCGAUAGAACAACAGGUGGAUCGAUAUUGUGAUUGCAAUGUAGCAAAAUACAACGACCCUCUUUGGAAGGAUACAUGGUAUUUGCAAACAAAAACAAGCUUGAGCAUGAGAAUAAAUGAAGCAUGGGAACGAGAUUUAACUGGGAAAGGCGUAGUUAUCUCUGUACUUAACGACGGUAUCGAGCAGAGCCACCCGGACUUAUCACUCAACUAUGAUCCGAUGGCUUCAUACGAUUUCAUCGACGGCAAAGCUGAACCAACGCCACGGGUAACUUCAGAUAAUGCAAAUAGACUGGGAACUCGAAUGGCGGGUUUAAUUUCUGGAAAUUUGAAUGACAGCGUCUGCUCAGUCGGAGUCGCUCACAAAUCGAGCAUUGGAGGUAUUAGACUCCAUGUGGAUAAACAAGAUGACAAAAUGGAAGCCCAAGCAUUUGGUUUUGCAAACAAUCAUAUCGAUAUAUAUGCGGGUGCAUUUGGUCCACAAGACGACGGACUCGCCAUUGCUGGGCCUGGACCGGAAGCGCAAAAAGCAAUUGAAAGGGCAGUGAAGGAGGGUAGAAAUGGCAAAGGAAAUAUUUUUGUCUGGUCGACUGGAAAUGGAAAUAAUACCGAUGAUUGUAAUUCUGACGGAUAUGCAAAUAGUAUAUAUACAAUCGCAGUUGGAAGUAUUUCUAGUGAUGGAAAAAAAGCUUGGUUUGGAGAGAAAUGUUCAUCAAUGUUAGCUGUAACAUACGGUGGAGGAACUAGUCUACAUAAAAACAUGGCAACAACAAGCCUUGGCAGUGGUUGCACUACAAAACAAACAGGGAGCAGUGCGUCAGUUUCUAUGGCAGCAGGAAUUUGCGCGCUCGCGUUGGAAGCUAAUCCCAAUUUAACUUGGAGAGAUAUGCAGCAUUUGAUUGUUAAUACGGCAAAUCCUUCGGGUUUGGAGUCAGAUGACUGGAUAACUAACGCAGCUGACAGAACAGUCAGUCGUACAUUUGGAUUUGGAAUGAUGGAUGCUAACGCAAUGGUCACAAGAGCCAAAGAUUGGAUUCCUGUUCCGCGUCAAACAUCUUGUAGAAUAAUAAUUACAAAUUCUAACAAUUGGAACGUGAACAGGCGUCCUAGAAGCAUACAGCUUCCGGCGUAUCCUUGUGAAGACGAUGGAAUAAUCCCGGACCGACUUGAGCAUGUUAGUCUGAUGAUAUCCACAUAUAAGAGCCGAGACAUCAGUCAUUUUACAUUUUACUUGGAUUCGCCUUCUCGAACAAGAUCUAAGUUGUUGGCGAAUAGACUUAGAGACGAUAGGUACAAUGUUUAUAAACGAUGGAAUUUCACCUCUGUUCAAUUCUGGGAUGAGAAUCCUGUUGGAGAUUGGGUUUUUACCAUGGAACAUGACGCUUAUUCAACUGUUAUUUCGCCGAUGGUCCUCACCCUGUAUGGAACUUUAGAAAAAGAUUGGGAAACUACUUUGACACGCGAGCCAAUUCAGUAUGAGGAACCAGCAGAGGAAUCAAACACGAACCAGAUACAGCAAUCUUGUGACUGUGAUAUUCAAGACUUUAAUGAUCCGUUUUGGAAAGAUGCCUGGCAUUUACGCGAUCAGACUAAUCCAAGCAUGAAUAUAAAAGAAGCAUGGAAUGAAGGUUUCACGGGAGAAGGAGUGGUUGUGUCAGUCAUUUCUGAUGGACUUGACCACGCCCACCCGGACAUUAUUGAAAAUUAUGAUCCAGCAGCAUCUUACGACUUCAACAAUGAUGAUUCUGAUCCAACACCCCGACCCGUACCAGGAGACGCAAACAAUGUAGGCACACAACUUGCUGGUCUCAUAUCAGCAACGGCGAACAAUGGCGUUUGUUCUGUUGGGGUCGCUCCUAAAGCAAGAAUCGGAGGAAUUCGCCUUCUCGAUGGUGAAGUGAGUGAUAAUCUGGAAUCACGUGCAUUUGGUUUUGCAAACAAUCAUGUUGACAUUUAUAUGGGAGCUUAUGGGCCUGUUGAUGAUGGUUUUGCAAUAGGCGGCCCGGGACCAGAAACGCAGAUGGCAAUUGAAAAAGCAAUACGUGAGGGAAGAGACGGAAAAGGAAAUAUAUUCGUGUGGUCUACCGGAAAUGGCGGAAAAAACAAUGACGAUUGUAACUGCGACGGAUACUCCAACAGUAUUUAUACAAUAGGAAUUGGAAGUAUUUCAAGUGAUUCGGAAAAGGCGUGGUACGGAGAAAGGUGCUCGUCCAUGAUGGCAGUUACCUACAGCAGCGGAACUCCACUUCAUUGGUCAAUGGCAACAACCAAACCAAAUGGUGAAUGCACUUCUGAAUUUAAAGGAAAUGGUGGAUCAGUUGCUGUUGCUGCGGGAAUAUGUGCACUAGCGUUAGAGGCCAACCCGGACUUAACCUGGAGAGACAUGCAGCAUCUGAUUGUUGAAACUGCCAGUCGACGAGGAUUGAUUUCAGAUGAUUGGAGGAUUAAUGCUGCUGGAAGAAAUAUAAGUCGCACUUUUGGAUUUGGUUUAAUGGAUGCUCAUGCAAUGGUCAAGAAAGCACGCGACUGGGUGUUGGUACCCCGACAAGUGUCAUGCAGAAUCACAUUGAGACGAGAUGGAGGAUGGAGCAUGAAUGUUCGUUGGCCAAAGAUUGUGCAAAUACCAACAUCGGUUUGUGAAAAUGGUGGUAGGAUUCCAGAUAGACUCGAACAUGUUACGAUCAUGAUAUCAACAUAUAUCACGCAAAAUCUCGGUGAUAUUAAAAUGUAUUUGGAAUCACCAUCUCGUACAAAAUUUCCUAUACUUGCUCAGAGGGUUUGGGGAAGUUCUCGAAUAUCUUAUGGCUACAAAAAUUGGGUCUUUACUUCAAUUCUAUUUUGGGAUGAAAAUCCGGUUGGAGAUUGGAUUGCACGAUUUGAACGGGAUAGUUACGCCACUAUCCGGUCACCAAUGGUACUUACUUUAUACGGAACUCUUGAGGAAGAUUGGGAGAAACUGCAAAAGGAAGACACCACAGAAGCCCCGGUUGUAGAAUCUACUACAACUGAAGAAACAAAGCCUGUAACUAACACCAAUCCAGAAGAUCUGAAGCAGGAGCAGAGACAAAAAUUGUUUCGAGACUUCCGGUACCUAGCCUGUAAAACUAGCUGCAACAUUCAGGCCUUGGUGGAUUCGGACUAUUUUUGUUCUUGCACCUACUAAACUGAUGGAAUGCUGAUCAUAUUACGGGCGAGUUUGACUGUAGCCAAAGAUUCAAAUAUCGACACGUGUUAAAUAAGAAAUUCAUUGGAAAACCUUCUUGAUUUUAGUUAAAUUGCAAAAUUGUGACAUUUCAAUAAAAUUUCGUAGGCAAAUACAUGAUUUUAAAUGUU
Messenger RNA from Styela clava, 3452 nucleotides. RefSeq lists its product as uncharacterized. Gene Ontology annotation, molecular function: serine-type endopeptidase activity. Gene Ontology annotation, biological process: peptide hormone processing. The record is from RefSeq and is a predicted model, not a curated record. Gene Ontology annotation, cellular component: Golgi membrane; trans-Golgi network. NCBI's taxonomy places the organism in Eukaryota, Metazoa, Chordata, Ascidiacea, Stolidobranchia, Styelidae.